Molecule: messenger RNA, 3047 nt
Organism: Lolium perenne
Lineage: Eukaryota; Viridiplantae; Streptophyta; Magnoliopsida; Poales; Poaceae
Product: G-type lectin S-receptor-like serine/threonine-protein kinase B120
Biological process (GO): protein phosphorylation; recognition of pollen
Cellular component (GO): plasma membrane
Molecular function (GO): protein serine/threonine kinase activity; ATP binding
Source: RefSeq, a predicted model, not a curated record
AUGCCGCACCUGGCCUACACCUUGGAGGAGUGGUGGCUAAGGGCCGGAAGAGAAGUUCAGAAGAGUGAUAGAAGGAGGUUCGACUCCCUGGUGACCCUAGUGGCUUGGACGCUUUGGAAGCAGCGCAAUGCACGGGUGUUCGGCAAUGUUUGUCUCCAGUUGAACACCAAGCAAAUCAUAGAUAGCGUAAGGGAGGAGUUUAGGUUGCGGGAGUUUGUGAGAGUUGUAGGGAGGUGGUGGCCCGGCCCGACGAGUCUCCUUCUCGCGACUCGUGCUGAGCGGGUCUCCGGCGUGAUCCAGCGGCUAGUGUGGGACGCCGGCAGCCGGACGUCGAACGUGUUCGCGCAAGCGCCCAUGGACGUGUGCGACGACUACGCCAAGUGCAACGUGAACACGGCGUCCACGCUCUUCUGCAUUCAGAGCAUAACGAAGGAGGUCCUAAUGUCUAUGCACUGCAGUCUCAUCUUCUUCCUCCUAUUCUUGACUUCACUCUGCAAAUCCGAUGACCAACUCACACAUGCAAAGCCACUCACUCAUAGUGAAAUGCUUAUCUCCAUGAGCGGAAAUUUUGCUCUCGGCUUCUUUUCUCCGACCACCUCCAACAAGAGCUUCUACCUUGGCAUAUGGUACCACGGCAUGCCUGAACCACGCACCAUAGUUUGGAUCGCCAACCGAGACGAUCCAAUAAUUACCCUUUCGUCCGCGAUGCUCACUGUCACCAACAAUUCUGACAUGGUCUUAUCUGACUCCGAAGGCCAGAAUAUUUGGAUGACAGCAAGAAAUAUCACCGCUGGAGCUGCUAUAGCUCACGCAGUGCUACUUGACUCGGGGAACUUUGUCCUCCGGUUGCCUGACGGCACGGGCAUAUGGCAAAGCUUCGAUCACCCCACUGACACAAUACUUCCAUCCAUGAAGUUUUUGAUGAGCUACAAGGCACAAGUUGUCCAACGGCUCGUUGCUUGGAAGGGCCCUGAUGACCCAUCUUCUGGUGAUUUCUCCUGUAGCAGCGAUCCAAGCUCUCCAAACCUUCAAUUCUUCACUUGGAACAAGACCCAGCCAUACUGCCGUAUUGGUGUCGAGAGCGGGAUGUCAGUGUCCGGUGGCACAUAUGUAACCAAUACCAGCUUCAUCUUGUACCAAACAACUAUCUACUCUGGUGACGAGUUCUACUAUAUGUUCACAAUCUCUGGCGACCCAGCCUUCACACGCAUCAUGCUUGACUACACUGGAAAGUUAAAGUUUCUAAGCUGGAACAAUCACUCAUCAUCAUGGGAAAUCAUCAGUGAACGCCCCGCUGCUGCAUGCGACCUCUAUGCAUCAUGUGGUCCGUUCAGUUAUUGCGACUUCACUCGGAUAAUCCCAGCAUGCCAAUGUCUUGGCGGGUUUGAGCCUGUCGAUGGUACUGACUUCUCCAAAGGAUGUUGGAGAAAGAAAGAGUUGAAAUGUGGCAAGCAAAGUCAUUUCGUGGCCUUGCCUGGGAUGAUGGUUCCUGACAAGUUCUUGCAUUUACAGAACAGAAGCUUCGAUGAGUGUGUGGCUUACUGCAGCCGCAACUGCUCGUGCAUGGCUUACGCUUAUGCCAACUUGAGCGGUGUUGGUGCUUUGGGUGACCCAUCAAGGUGCUUGGUCUGGUCAGAGGAGCUUACUGACAUUAAGAAGCUUCUCUCCGGCGAGAACCUGUACCUCCGACUUACGGAUUCUCAGGUGGAAAAGAAGAGCAGGUCAUUAAAGAUUGUACUCCCAAUUGUAGCAUUCCUACUGCUACUGACAAGCAUAGCACUUGUCUUGAUGUACAAAAACAGAGCGGGCCAAUGGCGAAAGAAGGAAAAUCAGAAGAAACUGGUGCUAGGAUACUUUAGCACAACCAAUGAACUUGAAGGAGAAAACACUGAAUUUCCAUUUGUUAGCUUUGAAGACAUCCUUUCAGCAACAAAUUGUUUUGCUGAUUCCAACCUUAUUGGACAGGAAGGCUUUGGAAAAGUUUACAAGGGCACACUGGAAGGUGGAAAUGUGGUUGCUGUGAAAAGGCUUAGUAAAGGUUCUACACAAGGUAUAAUAGAGUUCAAAAAUGAAGUAGUUCUAAUUGCCAAACUGCAGCACAAGAACCUUGUCAGACUUCUUGGGUGCUGCAUUCAUGAGGAUGAGAAGUUAUUAAUCUACGAAUACUUACCUAACAAAAGUCUGGAUGCCUUUCUUUUCGAUUCGACACAAAGAAUUGUGCUUGAUUGGUUGACUCGGUUCAACAUAAUUAAAGGAAUAGCAAGAGGCCUUCUUUAUCUCCAUCAAGAUUCAAGAUUAACAAUAAUUCACAGAGAUCUCAAAGCAAGCAACAUCCUAUUGGACAUAAGAAUGACUCCAAAAAUUUCAGAUUUUGGUAUGGCAAGAAUAUUUGGUGCAGAUCAGAACCAAGCAAAUACUACCCGGGUUGUUGGGACGUAUGGUUACAUGUCACCUGAAUAUGCGAUGAGAGGUGCGUUUUCUGUAAAAUCAGACACUUACAGCUUUGGUGUUCUUCUCUUGGAGAUUGUUAGUGGCUUGAAGAUCAGCUCACCUCAUCUCAUAACAAUGUUUUCCGGCCUUAUCGCUUACGCAUGGAAAUUAUGGGCAGAUGGAAAAGCAAUUGAACUGGUGGACACUUCGGUUGUGGCGAGCUGCCCACUCAACGAAGUUCUACGGUGUAUCCAUGUGGGACUCUUGUGUGUUCAAGACUAUGCUAAUGAUAGGCCACUAAUGUCAUCAGUUAUGUUCAUGUUAGAGAACGAAGCUGUGCUCCUUCCAGCUCCAAAGCAACCUGUAUAUUGUGCUCUGAAUAACCGAGGAGAUGGAGAAGGAAGUGAGAGCAUGGACAAUUCCCUGAACGCAAUGAGUAUCACAACACUCGAGGGUCGCUAGAUGUUUUACAACUUACUAUAAUAUUAUGGGCAGCUAGUUGUAAACUAUAUGGCUUAUACUCUCUAUGAAAUGAACAUCGGUGUUUGUAAUAUUUGUGCGUUUUAUUCUAUGAGAAAACGAUGAAUAAUAUAGGCGGAGGCACAGUUGAGCGUCGA